This is a messenger RNA of Gongylonema pulchrum, 264 nucleotides long. NCBI's taxonomy places the organism in Eukaryota, Metazoa, Nematoda, Chromadorea, Rhabditida, Gongylonematidae. The record is from the annotation of a GenBank genome assembly.
AUGUCUGUAUUUUUCAUUCAGACGUCAACUGAUUCGCCGCCAUAUCGUGAGGAAACGAAAAGCCUGGAGAUGGAGAAUCCGGUGCAAGAGACUUUUAUUAGCAAUGCGGCAAUUAACAAGCAUGAAUCGGCGGAAGAGCAGAAUGUUGUGGCCGAACUGGGCAGCACUAGCACACAGAAGACAAAUUCGCUGAGUUCCGUGCAAACACUUGGCAAUAAUUCAAAAGCCGAUCUGAAUCUGAACUGCUCCGUGGUGUCCAAAACC